This is a messenger RNA of Gongylonema pulchrum, 201 nucleotides long. NCBI's taxonomy places the organism in Eukaryota, Metazoa, Nematoda, Chromadorea, Rhabditida, Gongylonematidae. The record is from the annotation of a GenBank genome assembly.
AUGAGCUUAUGCUUCUGGUUAACUGUUACAGACUUGGAAAGCCUUCUGGAGGCCACUAGCCAGCAGCACCAUAGACCGUCAUUGGACUACUUGGCCACACCACGACGUGGAGUUCCACUGCCGCCGACCGACAAGAAAAUAAGUAUGGAUCAUCAUGCAAGGUCGGUAUCGACUUUAGAUUACGUUAUGGAGGUUUAUUGA